Messenger RNA from Filobasidium floriforme, 4086 nucleotides. RefSeq lists its product as uncharacterized. Gene Ontology annotation, molecular function: 1-phosphatidylinositol 4-kinase activity. The record is from RefSeq and is a predicted model, not a curated record. The transcript has 11 exons. NCBI's taxonomy places the organism in Eukaryota, Fungi, Basidiomycota, Tremellomycetes, Filobasidiales, Filobasidiaceae. Gene Ontology annotation, cellular component: membrane; cytoplasm. Bases 267 to 3833 code for a protein of 1188 amino acids. Gene Ontology annotation, biological process: phosphatidylinositol phosphate biosynthetic process; phosphatidylinositol-mediated signaling.
CAGCAAGACAGGAGCUUGGACCAAGAUCGAUCAGCUGGAUCUCGAAUCCUCCACACAACCGAGACUGCCGCGCGCUAUCGGGAUGAACUUGGACUAGCCUGCUACAACUUACAGCUAGCCAGGUCUCUAUUCAACUAGUAGAUAAACACCACGGCCUCAGGCCUCGCAGAGCGAUACUAGGACGAACAGGAAUUCAUCUCCGUAUCCUGAAUGUAUUCUGGUCUACCUCUCUCACCUAGAUACACACGGAAAGCGGAACUCUCAGGAUGUCGCACGCUUUACUUCUCCGGCUCUUCUUGUCGCCAUACUUCUCGAUCUCGGUUGCCAUGCAUUAUUUGAAGACGUAUCCGGAAUCGAUCGGUAUCAGCCACUACUUGUGUUGGCGCAUGAAGCAGAUGAAAGCGGAAGAAGUCGAGUUCUACUGGCCUCAAAUCUGUCAUCUCUUGAUUACUCGCCCGACAGAUUCGAACGCGCUCGAGAGUUUCGUGGUGGAAAGGGCAGAGGAGAGUACACACUCGGCGAUGCUGACCUUCUGGUUCAUGUCCGCUGCCUUGAGAGACCUCAUAAACACACGGGCGACGAAUCCUCAGCCGUUCAUGAUAUGUCAACGGGUUCUGCAUAGGUGUCAUGAGAUCAUCUUUGGUGACGCUCCGGAUCCUUCUCAGUCGCCCUACAAGUCACUGCCCACGACACCCUAUGGAUCGACCGUCGCCGUCUCUCGUUCAAACUCCCGGAAGACGCCCACUGCUCGUGUCGGAGAAGCUGCAAAGAGGGUUGCUAACGGUCUACGGGAUCGCUGCAGACAGCAAAAGGUCAACGCGCACAUACCGGCCGCUCUCGUCGGUAUGGGCGUCGUACUGGCCGGCGGUCCGGGUAUGCCAGAUCUCGUCGAGAUGACGGGCCAGGUCGCAGUGACCCAAGGUCGAAGACCGAGAGAUGAUCUGGAUGACACAAGGAGGAGAAUCGAAGUCGCUAUGGAUGAGGGAUCGGACGGCCCCCGAGGCGGUGAAGACGUGAUGAGCCGAAUCCAGAGGGGAAACACGUCGGCGAGUGACGAUUCCGAACCAGAAUCCAGUCAUCGACGCGAGACUGUCAGGAAGGGUUCUAGCCUCGCAUCAUCGCCUACAACAGCAAGCUUACCGAAAACGCGGCAACCCCCGGAUAGCAUCAAGCUGGAUUCUCCGCCCAAGGGUAGAAAACACAGGCUGCAGAGUAUGGAGAACGAAAGCGUGGCGAACCUGGCUAAUCAAUCGCAUCAUCCAUCUCAUACAUCGCCAUCUAUCAUACAAGUGUCAUCACCGUUCCAACCCUCCCUCCACCUGUUGCCUUCUCCCUCGGCUCCUGAAGGUUCGAGAUCUAGCAAGAACCUCGCUGCAUCAGGGCACGGAGUUGUGCCACCGGCACGGCCGUCCUCGGCAGCCAACUUCACCCAGACAUCUACCGCGGCGCCUUUUCAUAGCGUUCCCAGCUUUCCUGCUCAGCAAUCGCGCGUCAGCGCUCUCAGGAUGCCCAUGCCAAGCGCCGAGAGUCUAGUCUCGAUGUAUGAUGCGGAUGCGCAGCGCGCAUUGUUGCGGAGCCACUACUGUCGGAGUGAAUUCCGGUUUCUUUCUGCACUCGAGGACAUCAGCACAAGAUUGCUGGUUAUACCCAAGCCGGCCAGGCUGAGUGCACUUCGCGCCGAGCUGACAGGACUCAAUCACAGCCUUCCCGCCGAAGUCUGCAUGCCGCUUUGGUGUCCUGCAGAUCACAGUCACGAGGAAGGAGGAGAGACUCGAAAUGGCACAUCUCUGUUGGGAAGACGAGAUCGGGAGGCUACUAGCAGGGUUCGGGGUCACCACCGUAUCGUUCGAAUAUCACCGGGAGACAGCGUGGUCCUCAAUUCAGCACAAAAGGUACCAUAUCUGCUGCAUCUCGAGAUUCUCGAGGAUGACCUCGACUUUGACCCCAGUCGUCGGCCAAACCGUGAAUUGCUUAAAAAGAUUGCUGUGCAGGAAGAAUACAAGAAGAGGAAGCGAGAAGGCAUUGAGACCAUUGAGAAUGGACCACGAGGGAAGCUUGAUGGACUGGGUUGGUCAUCGCUUGCUCCGGCAUCUAAUGGUCACGGCGCCUCGGAUAGUCGCGGACAGGCGCGUAGACCGUCCUCGCCGCGUCGACCUAGUGGGCCGUCUUCGCCUACACUCCGACGCGACUCGCUUGAACCUCGAUCGCCUGACGAUCCGGAAGAGGUUGAUCUGAUUGAACAACUAUUCGGAUCGGAUUAUUCUUCGAAGGACCGGAAGGUGAACUUGGUAGACUCGCUGCCCGUUCCAGUGGCUCCUCAGAACAAGCAUCUUGACGCUGCCACCUGGUCAAAAGCAGACUUGUCGCCGAGCCUGUCUAGACAAGCUUCCAACAUGAGCCAUCCUGCGACUCCUACAGAUUCGCCCAAGAUGGCUCAAGGCAAUCCGUUGGAAGAGGAUUCGGCAACCUUGGAAGCAGCGGCUAUACCGAAAACCGCUAGCUCUCGCCCGGUCAUCACGUUGGAAGACUACUCGGAACGCAUGCGAACUGCAGCAGUCAUGCUCGCUCAACUCAAUGCUUCCAUGAAGCCUGACAAAGGGGGUCAACAAGGAGCGCAGAACGAGGUGGGAAUGAUUCCUGGUAGGGGAGCCAUCUUAAGUUCAGUGGGAGGAGCCGAAAGUCUUGUAGACGGUUCGCCAUCUGCCAACUCGCCCACAUUCCCUGCCAGCAGGAUGAGAUUGAACCCAAUCCAAGCGACGGCUAUUCGUGAUAGGAUCAUGCAGGAAAUGAUGAGCCUAGAAGAAGAAAGGGUUGCACGCAUGACAGCUCAACCCGAGGGGUAUACGGUGCAGCCAAGCCAUAGCGAUGGCAAGACGGCAGAGGACGAGAACAUUAUCAGGCGGGAACUCAACAAGGAAGAUCCGUCAGCCGUGAUUUUCAAGGAAUCCUGGACCGCAAAGAAGAGCCGUAUACAAGCGGCCUCACCUUGGGGUCACUUGGCGCGGUGGAACGUUCUUUCCGUCAUUGUCAAGACUGGAGAUGAUCUUCGUCAAGAACAGUUGGCUACGCAAUUGAUUCAACGGUUUGGACAGAUCUGGAAGGAAGAGAAUUGCGACUGUUGGGUACGAUUCUUCCGGAUUUUGGUGACGGGUGACAACUCGGGCCUGGUAGAGACCAUUACCGACGCUGUUUCAGUGCACUCUAUCAAGAAGGCCGAGUACGCACGUCGGAUGACGACCGGCGCGCUGGGAAAUGUUACCUUGAUGGACUAUUUCGUUCAAACUUAUGGGGAUCCCGAUUCGGGUAGAUUCGCCAAAGCGCAACGGAAUUUCAUCAAAUCGCUUGCCGCGUACAGCGUAAUCACCUUCCUGCUGCAAAUCAAGGACCGACACAACGGAAACAUCCUGAUCGAUCGCGAUGGUCACCUAAUACACAUUGACUUUGGUUUCAUGCUCAGCAAUUCUCCUGGGGGCAACAUGCGAUUCGAGGCUGCUCCAUUCAAGCUAACCAUGGACUACGUCGAGAUCAUGGGGGGACUGGACUCACCUGGAUUUGCUCAUUUCAAGAAGCUCUUCAAAGAAGGCUUCGAGACUGCUCGUAAACACUCCGACAGUAUCAUCACUAUGGUGGAACUGAUGCAGAGGAACUCGAAGCUCGAUUGUUUCCAGAUGUAUGGGGAACAAACUGCAAACUACUUGCGAGAGAGAUUCCAGCUGGGCCUGACAACACAGGCAGUCGAUGCUUAUAUGGAACGCUUGAUCCUGACAUCAGUUGGAUCGAGCUGGACGAGACUUUACGAUUCAUAUCAAUACUAUCACGAGGGUGUAUUAUAGAGCAUAGAGAACGAAAGCAAUGCAUCAGAGAGCAAACAGACAGCUCGAAGGAAAGAAUACAGCGGACCCGAUCCCAGAUCGUCAUGCAGCAUUUCUGAAGCGCACCUACUUACUGCUUCAGUUGUAGCGGCUAGUGAUACAACUGUUGUCUGAGCUGGUGGUCACCAGUUGCUAGCCUUUCGCAUCUUCGCUCGGAUCUGAAAGUCCUGCUUCCUAGCUGCUGAGUAUACUAGGGUCGGUUGAGACAAAUACG